Messenger RNA from Mobula hypostoma (lesser devil ray), 10767 nucleotides. RefSeq names its product TBC1 domain family, member 16 (gene tbc1d16). The coding region runs from base 1211 to 3583 and encodes 790 amino acids. Gene Ontology annotation, biological process: activation of GTPase activity. Gene Ontology annotation, molecular function: GTPase activator activity. Lineage: Eukaryota; Metazoa; Chordata; Chondrichthyes; Myliobatiformes; Myliobatidae. The transcript is spliced from 14 exons. The record is from RefSeq and is a predicted model, not a curated record. Gene Ontology annotation, cellular component: early endosome.
GCAGCAGCUUGUGGGACCUCGUAUGGACGAAUUCACUACUAUAUUUUCUACUGUAUGACACGUUAAAAAAUUACUUCGUUAACUGUGAAGCACUUUUGGACGUCCUGAUGUCGAAAAGCGCUUGGUUUAUUAUGCCUGAUCCGAAACGAGUGCUUUGGACGUAGUGCAGACCACGCCGACAUGUUCCCCGUUGCUAGGAGACGCAGGCAAGCGUCUUCGGCCGACCUGAUCACGUGGUGUCUGGACUGUGCCACGAUUUGGAUAUCGGGGUGGUGGUAUUCGGUACACAGGCGGUGGAAGGCAGCGAGCGGCGUCUGGACGCCAGGCUAAGGGGUCGACGGAUGUAUAAGCUGUCCUGCUUCGGAGGCUGAUGGCACAGAGAGGAAUGAUACUCUGCACCUGCAGUACCGGCGAUAUGUGAGCGUUCGGUUUCCCCUCCUGUCAUCGUGUCCGGGCCCGUCGCUGCAGGCUGGAGGGUUUUCCUGGCGUUGGCCCGUCGCCGUGGCUUUGCGCCCUCCCUGUCGGAAAGUGAGUUAUGUUUCAGGCAUGGCUGCACGGAGGCUGCUCUAAUGCAGUCAAACAGCUGUGAAGUGGCGGUCGUUGCGGCUUCCGGCUAAGACACGGACUUUACGCUGAGCAGUCAUAGGCCCUGAGUGGGGCCUGUGUUAUUCCAAGUCUCAGUGGUGGGUUCGGUUCUCCUGCCUUUCGACCAAACAACGGCCUCUGGCGUACACUGAACCGGAACUUGUUCCUGCUCUGUCAGUGUUUCUUCAGGGAUCAACGUGUCGUAGUAUAGUAGGAACAGGUUGGAAAGCAGCAGAGUGUUGAGUGCGCAGUUUAGUCUUACAAGGUAUGCCGAAUCAGUGGGGCAAAGAUCUCACUGGGCUUUAAGAGGAGAUUAUUUAUUCAACGUUGGCAUAGUAAUGCUGUGCCUUCCGCUUUGCUGGUGCAUAUUUAAAUAUCUAGCUGAGAAGAAGAUGCUGCCUGGACUUCUGAGUUCCUCCAGCAUUUUGUGGGUCUUGCUCUUAAAAAAAGUGGCUGUAACCAUAAGAUCUGCACAUCAUUCUUGACUUCUGAAGAACCAUCUGAAUAACAUCAUCUCCAGAUCGAACAAAAGGAUAGAUGGAAAUUGAACAAAUGGGAUAAGGAUCUUUACGACUGUGUCAUAUUGAGAGUGAAGAAAUCAGAUGAUGGAAAGAUAUUCCUGGAGAUGUCUCUGGGUCAGCUACUACGACGGGCUUCCUCCAAAGCCUCUGAUCUCCUGACCUUUAAUCAGACAAGUGGAUCUUCCAGAAUUCUUGAUGGUGAAAUUAUUUACUCCAAGAACAAUGUCUGUGUUCAUCCUUCAGACGUGCUGCGAGUUCUUGGAGAACAUCACCCAGGAUACUUAUGCAUACACUUGGAAAAAGAUGAAUUACUGGGAACUACUCUUAUUGUCACCUGGAUCCCAAACACUCGUAUCCAACGACAAGAUGAGGAGGCUUUAAGGUAUAUCACUCCUGAGAGUUCUCCAGUACGAAAAGUACAUCGUAGGAGAUGCCGGCAUGCACGUUCCACUGUUGUGCACCAACCUCAAAACAAUAUAACACAAAAACAAGCUUCGACUUCGCCAGAGGAUGAUGAGAUUAUAACUGUGUCACAGAACAUAACUAACUCCAUGUACAUUGGUUCACCAGAGACACAGCAGAAUGAAUCACAGCAUUCCCUCAGUUUGCACAGCACUCAUGGACCAUUGCUGCAAGUUCACAAUGAUUCGGAAAAUACUUCAGAAAUUGCUUCAUCAUUAACUUGCCGUGAUGACCGAAAAGAUCUGGAGGUUCCAGCACAAUAUCAGGAUGAGGCUAAUAAUAAGUGGGAACAAGAACAGCAUGAGGCAACGUAUGAUCUUACUGCCGAUGAUGUCAGCAGGGACAGCGUGAUUGGGUCGGACUCUGACUCUUUCUCCUCUCCAUUAUGCCUCUCUCCAAUUGCUGACCCAUUGGCAGAGAGUAACAGAUCUGUGUUUCUUGAUGCAGAAAGCAGAGAGAUGUGCGAAGAACAUAUGGCUCAUUUGGCGAGCUCCAUCUCAGACCACUCCUCUGAUGCAGGGUACACUUUGCAGUUUUCUGAGAAUUGCACACAACCGCAUAACACAAAAUGGGAAGAGCAGCAGAAGGUGUUGGCACUUGAGCAACUCUAUGGUGUUUUUAGAGUUGAUUUGAGCCAAAUGCGAUCACUGCGCCUUUUUUUCAGUGAUGAAGCAUGCACGUGCGGACAACUUGUCAUCGCGAGCCGAGAAAGCCAGUACAAGAUCUUCCACUUCCACCGUGGUGGACUUGAUAAACUCAGUGAAGUUUUUCAACAAUGGAAAUAUUGCACUGAGACUCAUCAAAAGGACCAGGUGUCUGAUGUAAAGGCUUGUAUGCAGUUCUCAAUAAAGCGCCCAAACCUUCCGUCAACUGAAACUCAUCCUGAGGAAAACAUGUAUAAACGGUUGGAUGUCACUAUUUGGCUGAACCACCUGAAUGAAAUUGGCCAGAUGGAAGAGGAAUACAAACUCCGCAAGGCAAUAUUUUUUGGUGGUAUUGACCCUGCAAUCCGUGGGGAGGUCUGGCCAUUUCUGUUACAGUUUUACAGCUGUGAGUCAACGUCAGAAGAACGAGAAGCUCUCCGUAUUCAGAAGCGUUUGGAAUAUGAGGAACUCGAGCAAAAGAGAUUGUCGAUGACUCCUGAAGAGCAGGAGGAAUUUUGGCGAAAAGUUCAGUUUACUGUUGAUAAAGAUGUGGUUCGAACUGAUCGAUCCAAACAGUUCUUCAAAGGGGAAAACAACCCCAAUGUGGAAUUAAUGAGGAGAAUUUUGCUGAACUAUGCAGUUUACAGCCCUGAGGUAGGGUACUCUCAGGGAAUGUCAGAUCUGGUGGCUCCAAUCUUGUCAGAAGUCAGGGAUGAAUCCGACACAUUUUGGUGUUUUGUUGGACUGAUGCAAAAUACAAUUUUCAUCAGCUCUCCGCGGGAUGAUGAUAUGGAGAAACAGUUGUUGUACCUAAGAGAGUUGCUGAGGUUGAUGCACCCCCGUUUUUACCACCACUUGGUGUCCUUGGGUGAAGAUGGGCUCCAGAUGCUAUUCUGUCACCGGUGGAUUCUCCUCUGCUUUAAACGCGAGUUUCCUGAAACGGAGGCACUCCGCAUUUGGGAGGCGUGCUGGGCUCAUUAUCAGACUGACUACUUCCACCUGUUUGUUUGUGUGGCUAUUGUUGUGAUUUACGGGGAUGAUGUAAUUGAACAACAGUUAGCGACAGACCAGAUGCUGCUCCAUUUUAGCAACCUGGCCAUGCAUAUGAGUGGGGAGAUCGUCCUAAGGAAGGCUCGGAGUCUUUUGUACCAGUUUCGCCUCUUGCCCAGAAUCCCCUGCAGCCUACAUGAUCUUUGUAAGCUGUGUGGCACGGGAAUGUGGGACAGUGGAUACAUCCCAGCUGUGGAGUGCACAUUGAAUCACUUAGAUUUUGACAGUUGUCCAUAUGGUGGGACAUCUGCUACUCCAUCUCCAAGAUCAGCACAAGAAGGCAAAAAAGGAGCUAAAGAUGUUUUCACAUUCCUGAGAUAAUCAUAUUUUGUGCUGAAAACUCUAGUACGUUUUGAAAGAUUGUUCAGGAAGUGGUUUACCUGAGAGAGGCUGAACCUGUGGUCUUAGUAACUGUAGUUUUUUGAUAGCUGAGGGCUAGUGUUGGUAUGCACUCUGAUUGCAGGUAAGACUUGGGCAUGUCUAGACUGAUACCAUUGAAAAGAAGGAGAGGUUUGCGUUUAUGCAACACCUUUCCAGGAGCCUCAAAGUGCGUUACAGCCAGUGAAGUACUUCUGAAUUGUAACGACUGCAGUAAUGUAGAAAAUGUAACAGGCAAUUUUGGCACUUGAUAAAGGUAGAUGAACUAGUUUGGUAAGAUUUGUUGAAGGACAAAAAUUGGCCAAGAAGGAGCAUAUGCCUGCUGGAAAUUGUGCCACAGGAUUUUCUGUGUCUACCUGAGAGUGUAGGUGAGGCUUUGGUUUCAUCUGAAAGGUGAAACCUACAACAGUACAGUAUUUCCCAUAUACUGCGCUGUAAUGUCACCAUAAAUUCUAACGUUCAAUUCACUGAAGUGGGAUCUAAUCCCACAGUUGUUCCAGAAGACAGAAUACUUAAAACUGUUUUACUAACUCCAGCUGCCUUGAAGUAGAGAAGCAUUUCAGGGAAAGGGAGCUUGUUAUAGCCCAAUCACUUAAACAUGUGAAGAUACAGAUGUCUUUAUUGGGAAUUCUUCUGUAGCCCCAAAGUACUGUCCAAGUUGAAUGAUUGGGGAAGCAUACUCUGGAACAUUUAUAAUGUAAUGCAGAAUAUACAUCUGAUUUUUGGAAGAAGAUGUGAAGGUAAAAAUAUGAAAUUUAAUGGAUGAUUUGCAUUAAGUAUAAGAAUUCAGUGCUGAUUUUAAACAUUUUUUGAAUUGUUGGCACCCAAUUAUCUGCAGUAUUGAAAAUAAAUCUCAGUUAAUCACAUCCCUAUCAACUAACUGUUCUAUCUUAAAAUAUAUUCCCAAUUUCAGAUAUAUAGCUAAAUGCAUUGCCUUUUCACAUCUGCUUUUAAGCACAUGUAUAGUACUUUUGUGGAAAGCUGUGGAUUUGUGAGUGCUGUGGGAUUUCAGAUUUUUAUUGGCAAGAUAAAGUUUCAAUUGGGUUGCCAUUGGGGAAAAGUAAAAUAGUUCAUUCAUCAGUUUCUUCCUAUUAUGAAAACUAAAUUAAUGUUUUCAAGAAAGUUAAUGUAUAAAUUAAUGUUAAAUUGCUGCACUUUCUUUUAACUAUCAAUAAUUGUAAAAGAAAUGUUAAGAUCCAUUCUGGGCAAUGGUUUACAUCUUAUGAAAUAAUCUUAAAUUUGUUGGGGUUCUCUUAAAUUAUGGUCAGUACACUUAAGUGUCGUACUUUGAUAGACAUACCAUAUAAAACUAGUUGUCAGUGAAACAGUAAGUGUAACUUGACAACUAUGGUCGUGUAACUUUCUGGUAUCAUUUUAGGGUUUUAAGAUUACCUUCUAAUUUAUUUAUUCAUUCAUUUUGAUCUUUAAGCAGCAUCAGCAAUAUAUUUGCUUCAUUAGAGAUGAAAUUGUACCCCCUUUGUCAUUGUAGCAACUUCAGACAAGCUUAAUCCCAUCACAGUAAAUGAUGGGGAGUACCAAGAGCCCAAUCAGGAGUUUACCAUUCUAGUAAAUUUUGGCGGAGUGCUACUUUUUUGUCACAAAUGAAAACCCAUUGAGGCAGCUGUCUUAUGGCCAAUUGUACAAUUAGACAAUGAUAGAAUGACAGCUAUUUCCAAAAGCAAUUUCUGAAGGUGGAAAUUGUAGAUUACUUGUCUUUGAAAGCACAAUUUCUUCAAUUUACUCUCUACUUUCAGUGGUAUAAACUGUGAAAUCCUCCUUAAUCACUAUUCUCUAUAUCUAUGUUAUUUUGCCCAACAUUCAAAUAAAAUACAGAUUAUUUGCUAAAUCCAGUAACCAUAAAUCAUUGUUAGGUUAAUUUAUCUAAGCAAAAGCAAUGUAGUGUAUGAAAAUGGGAAGGAAUACAGAAAAAAAUCUCCAAAUAACAUUCAAAGUUUUUUGUAUAUUCUUUAAAUCUUUGGAAAUUUUAGGCAAAAUAUUCAACUUGACUAUUAACAAUCAGUGGAUGAAAGUGAUAGAAUAUGGUACAGUUUAAAAGUCAGAUGGCAGAUAACUGGUUAUCAUGGAAAUCUCAGAAUUUUAAUAUAUUUGUGCUCACCAAUGUAGGUGAAGUUAAUGUUUUAACCCUUUGGCUACAUCCUAGAUAUCAGAAACCUUUUCUGAAGCACAGUGUAUUUUCUUGUUCUCAAAUAAAAAGACAGGAAAUAUUUAAGGGUUUCAUGUAUCAAGUUCAGAAAAUUUGCAUAUUCCAAGUAACAGAUAUCUCAAAAAUACAAAUUCGUACAGAUCCUCCCAGUAUUAUGUUUUGGUGUUUUGGAGGUACUUCAAGUUCUUCAAGUUUAAGAUGUGUCUGUGAUUGCUGGUAAUAUAGUGUGGCUCAAAAUAAUAAUAGGACGUAUAGAAAGCUGGUCAUAAUAAAUACCGUGAAGUGAACAAUUUGUUGACUUUCCACCAACUUUUUCAGUUUGGAUAUAGCAGUCACAUGAUGUGUUGCAAAGCAGACAUUGCUCCUAAUUUCUGAACUGGUUUCUAAACCUGAAGAUAUAGUCUAGUUUCUUUUCAGGAAUACAAUAUUGUGCUCCUGAUGUUUUGUUUUCAGACGUAGCCAUGCACUUCUCUAUUUGUUGCCAAAAUACGAUUUCCUCACCAACAAUGCUUUGAAGUUUGUUUUUCUUCAUUUUGAUUCCUAUUUGAUUAAAUUGAUAGUCUAAAGCAUUUCUUUUGUAUUCUAAUGAUUGACCACAGAACUGUAAAGCUGGUGUUAAUUUCUCAAAAUACGCAAUUGAGUCACAGAGAUUUACAACAUGGAAACAGGACUCCCGCCCACCACUUCUAUACCAACCAUCUUGCCUAUCUACAUUAACCCAAUUUACCUGCAUUAAUUCUAUAUCCAUAUCUUGCUCAUUCAAACACUUGUCAAAGUGCUCUCAAACAUUGUUACUGUUCUUGCUUCCACCACCUCCUUUGGCAGAUACCAAUUUCUCUUUGUGUGGAAAAGUUUACCCCUCAAAGCCAUUUAAACUUCCUGUCUCUCACAUUAAGCCUGUAGAUUUUUUUUGCAAAAUACUCAUUUUGAUUAUUAACAAUCAGAGGAUGGAAGAGAUGGUGUAUGGUACAUUUUACAGGGCAAUCCAGAUAAUUGGUUAUCAUGGAAAUCUCAGAAUUUUAAUAUAUUUAUGCUCACCAGUGUGGGUGAAAGUAAUGUUUUAGCCCUCUGACUACAUCCUAAAUGUCAGAAACUUUUCAUGUCCAAUCAUGUUAUUCAUUGGCCUUCUUCACUGCAGGAAAAUCAGACCUACCUCAAGCCCCUCAAUUCAGCCAACACUUUGUGAAUUUUCUGUACACACUCUCUAGGUUAAUCAUGUCUUUCCUAGUUGUCACUUUCCCAGUUGUCCUGUUGUAACGUUGCACUACAUUCUUCAAACCAUCAAUUUUGGUGUUAUCUGCAAACAUAGUGGUCAUUAGUACACAUGACAAACAACAGAGGAUCCAGCAUCAAUACCAGCGGCACACCAUUAGUCACAGGUCUCCAACCUGAAGAACAUUCCUCUGCAUUCUACCAUUAGGACAAUUUUGUAACUAUUUAGCUAACUAACCUCGGAUUGCAUGGGUUCUAACAUUCCACGCCAGCCUAUCACACAGGAUCUUGUCAAAAGCCUUACGGAAGUCCAAUAGACAAUGUCUAUCACCCUGUCUGUGUAGUCUGUGAUGUGAGAGACGUGUUUUUCCCUCAGGCAAACCCAUGCUGACCAUCUCUAAUCAGUCGUUGCCUUUCGAAAUACAAAUGCAGCCUGUCUGUCAGAAUCCCUUUCACUAACUUUCCCACUACUAAUAUAAGGCUUAUCAGCCUGUAGACUUCUUGAGGUUCAGUGCAAUGUAGAAAAUAGGUGAUUGUCUAUUGGCCAGGAAAUGGAGACCAAGAAUAAAUGGGUUAUUUUCAAGUUAACAGGUUUUUACGAAUGGAAUGCAACAAGAAUCAAUGGUUUCCAUUGUAUGUGAUCUAUUUUAAUAGUUUAGCAAAGGAAUAAAAUAUCAUGUUUAUAGGUUCGCUUAAAAUAAAACAUUUGAAAAACAAUACUGAGAUAUGAAAAUGAUGCAAAAGUUUGCAAAGGGGUAUACUGUAGGUUAAGUGGGUGCACAAGAAGGAAGCAGAUGAAAUAAAUAUCAAAGGUUCUGCUUAAUGUUUGUACACAAAAUGUACAAUGUUCAGGUGGAGCUAACAAUUAGUAUAUUGGGACUUUAUCACAGAGAUGUUGCAGACCAUAAAUUAGGAAAUCUUGGUGCAAUUGUACCGGAUGUUGGUGAAACCUUAUCUGAUGAACCAUGUGCAAUUUUUCUUUCUAUAUCAGAGGCUAGAUGUAUUUGUUUAGAGGCAACACAGCAGAAAUUCACCAGAUUGUUUCACGGAAGCAGGUUAUGCCCUAUUUUGAGAACUUUGUGCAGGGUAAUCCUACGCUCACUCGAGAUAAAGCUAAGAGGUAAUUUCACCGAGGUGGAUUGACAAGAUGGAUGAUGAGAAGCUGUUUCCUCUAAGAGUGAAAAGUGUCUUUUAAACCUAAUAUUCGAAAUUCUGUAUUCCAAGGAGAUAUGGAUGCUCAGUCAAUGAUUCAGGGUUCAGGUUAAAAUAUUUCUGUAUAUCAGAAUAAUCAGGGUAUAUGUAAAUAAAACGGGGCAAUGGACUUGAGAAGUGAUCCAUUUAAGUGGCAGAAUAGACUCAAGAAAUCAUACGGCUCCACUAUUUCCUAUCUUCUUUGCACAGUUGUGCAGUGACCAGAACUGCACACAAUACUUGAAGUGUGGCCUAACCAAAGUUUUAUACAGCUGUAACAGGACCUUCCAAUAUUUACAGUCCUUGCUCUAAACAAUGCAGGCAACCAUGCCAUAUGCCUGCUUUACCGCCCUGUCCAUUUGUGUUGCCUCUAUCUGGAAGCCAUGGACUUGCACACAUUGACAUGAUGAGUUACAGACGUACUGAUUCAUUAUGCCCUGAUCUGGAAUGAGGAAAUUUUAAAUAAAUGUUCUCUAGUACUGACUUUUGAGGCCUCCAAUUGACUGUUCUGAUUUGUUUCCAAUUUUAAAAAAUGAGUGUUAUGUAGCUGCAGAGAUAAAAGCAAUGAUUAGUAAUGGAAAGUAAAAGAGGAAUAGAAACAUUAAUGUGCAGGCAUUAUAUAAAAUUAUUCUGAUUUCGAAAGGUCUACAGAUGUACAGCUUUUAAACUGAUGUAUUCAAGAAUCUUAAUACCAUUUUUAUGAUAAUGUUUAAAAGCUGUUUUUGAUCUACAAAUUGUAGUCAUUUUAUGUUACAUUACAAUUCUUUUAAUCACUAAGAUCUUGCCUGGCAAUUUAAACAUUCCAAAGUGAAAAUAACUUUACAAACUUCUUACAUUUUGGCAAGAAGCUGAUAGUAAAUUAUGUACAGAAUUACAGCUUUACAUCUUGUGGUUAUUGUGUUGAUAAUCUUUCCCUAUUACAGUGAUGAACGAAGUGUCAUGUCACAUUCCAUUCCUUAAUUAUUUUUGUUACCUGGCUUCAUAAUGAAAUUUCAAUAGUGUACAAAAUAUCCUCCAGCAUCAUAUAUUUUGAAGUCAGAUAAAAUGCACUUGUAAAGAGGAAGAAGUAGUAGAGAAAGUGUUUUAUGGGACACUAAUUAGGGAACUAAAAAUAAUUGUUUCUAUUAAUAAUCAUUGUGGAUUUCUCAAAAGGAAAAUGUAUGGACCCCACCCAGUUAUAUUCUGUGCAUUCUUUCAGUUGUCAUAUUCCUAUCCAAAUUGCUGUUCACACCCACUAAUCUAAAUAGCUCUCAGUGAUCUCAGGAGGGAGAUGGUGUUACAGAGCUGCUGUUUAAUUCACCCAAGUCUCAGAUUGUGUUUUUUUUUCCCCCUCCCACUGGCAUGAGCACAACUCUGAGUUAAUUGUUGGUAAAAUUUGGGAUUAAAUUUGAUUUGCAUUUACAGGAAAAGCAUUAUUUAUUAGGUGGAUAUUCAAGUUAUUAAUUGUUAAGCGAGAAUCCCACACACACUUUUGGAUCAUAAUGGGCCUCUUGGAGAGAGUAUUGAAGUGUACAACAUUACUGGAUUUAAAGAGACUACCAUGUCUCCAUUUUCAAAUAUGUUUUUCAGGCAAUGCAGCAGAACUAAAUAUUCAUAGAAAUUAUGGUUCCUGACAGAAAAAGCAGGAUUUGAAUUUGAAAUGUUCAACUCCUGUUUUGCCCACAUCCACGAUGUGUUUUACUCAAUUUUAUCACGUUCAAGUGGCAGCUCCAGAUUUAUUUCUCUAGGAUGUUGGGGGGGGGGGGCAUUACAUCAACACGAACACUGUCAGGGACAGGAACUUUGUUAUAUAUGGAGACCGGCAAGAAAUGAAGAAGGGCGAGGGAUGGAGCUUUCUGGUGAUGCAUUGUACUCCAUGGAUUUUGCCAGUGUUCUUAAAACACUAACGUAUAUUUUUAAUUGCUUAUCAGCAGGGCUUGCACACAUUAGUGAAAGGAUUUGUAUUGCAGAAAUGCAUUUUGAUCAAAUCAAGUUGACUUUAUUGCUUUGAAUUGAUCCAGGAACAUGUUUAAGUAGUAGCUAAUCAUUUUGAAAGGUCACUGUUGGAAUUGCAAAAUAAGUAGUGAUAUACAAUACUGUGUGAAAGUCUUAAGCACAUCUGUAUAGCUAGCGUGCUUAAGACUGUGGACACUAUUGUAUUUGCCAACGUGGUGCGGAGAGUGAGUUUGUAAAUCUGGCAGGAGCAAAGGAUGUUGAGAAUGGCGAGGGUGUAGCACCAUGGGAGGGUUUUGGACAGGUGGCAGAGAAGGAAUGCCGGGGCUGGGGUGGUGUGGGUACAGACACACCCGGCCCUGAGAUACCAGCCAAGGCAAUUUGAUUCCAAAUAAUUGGUUUAUUGAUCAUUUCAGAAUUACUUUUUGGUGCUUCCUGCUCUCUCCCCUCUUGCUUCUCCUUUUCCCAACCAUGAUUCUCCUCUCCCUGCCCCCUUCCCACCCUCAUUCCACAAAGGAGACCCAUAUCAGAAUCAAUCUGACCCUCAUUCACAUAUGUCAUGAUUUUUUUUGCUGCAGCAGUGCAGUGCAAAACAAAAAAUUACUACAGUACUGCACAAACAUCUUCG